Molecule: messenger RNA, 395 nt
Organism: Acaulospora morrowiae
Lineage: Eukaryota; Fungi; Glomeromycota; Glomeromycetes; Diversisporales; Acaulosporaceae
Source: the annotation of a GenBank genome assembly
AAGCCGACCUUUCUCCGCAUAACGGCUCCUUUCGGCAUCAAAAUAAUCACGGAAAUGGCCAGAAUGAUUCUCCUAUAGAAAGACUAACCUAUGCACACGUACGUGGUAUACAAGGAAAACAUUCAAGUGCGCCCGUGUGCAUGUUCGAUAGGGACGCGGAAAGAAAGAUGGCUAGAGUGUACCACACCAAGAACAAUAGCAAUCGCAUGUUUCGUGUCCCGAAAAACUCGGAAAAAAAGAAUUCAGGUAAUAAUGAUGUUAUUGGGAUUCGCGGGUUGAGUGCGGUUGGAAAUCGUUACGAGAAUAAUAUUACAGCUUUGAUGCAGACAGGUAGCAAGGUUCACAGAGAAAUUUCCAAAGUUAAAGACGAUGCACAAAUCGGAAGUGGCAUUUAA